UGAAAAUUUAAAAAUGAAAAAUGGUUGGGUUCCAUCCAGUUUCCAAGCACUUUCCACAUCCAAAUUCUUAAGUCUCAUCCUGACUGGUCAAUCUCCCUUUUCUCCAUCUUCUUCUUCUUCUUCUUCUUCCUCCAUUCCCAUUUCUCUCUAUUUGUAGUAUUAUAUAUAUAGUCCUCCAUUUCUCUUCCAUUCCCAUUUCAUCUUUAUUUAUAAUCUUCUUCUUCUACUUCCCACAUUCUCAAUUCUCUCCGUUCUUCACCAAAUUAUGAGACCCCACGAACCUUAUUCCGGCAACAAUUCCGACGCCGAGAGCGUCAGUAGCGUCAGAAGGGGUGACCGGAGAGCUUUCAGCGGUCCAAUUUCUUCUUCCACUACCAAGCCUAGGAAGAAUGCUAAAUUCGACCUCUCUUCUUCUUCUUCCUCCCUCAAAGCCGCCGAUGAAGACGACACCUAUGUUGAAAUCACCCUCGAUAUCCGUGACGACUCUGUCGCCGUCCAUAGCGUCCAUACCGCCGGUGCCGGUCAGGAUCCUAACUCUCUUGAAGACCCUGAACUUUCUCUUCUCGCUAAAAAAACUCUCGAGAAGAAAUCUUCCUCUUUCCGUGCCUCUGUUCUUCGUUCCACUUCUUCCCGUAUCAAACAGGUCUCUCAAGAGCUUAAACGCUUCACGUCACUUAACCGCCGCACCUCCACUCGCCGAUUCGACCGGACUAAAUCUGCUGCCACCCAUGCUCUCAAGGGUAUGAAGUUUAUUACUGCCAAAACCGGUGGAUCCUCUGCCGGUUGGGGUCCGGUUGAGAAGCGGUUCGAUGAACUCACUGCCUCUACCAACGGACUCCUCCCUUCUUCCUUGUUUGGACAGUGCAUUGGAAUGAACAAAGAAUCGAAAGAUUUCGCCGGUGAGCUUUUCCGUGCACUUGCUCGUAGGCGUAACAUUACUGGUGAUUCCAUCAACAAAGCUCAACUUAAAGAGUUCUGGGAUCAGAUUUCCGACGACAGCUUCGAUUCCAGGCUACAAACUUUCUUUGACAUGGUCGAUACGGAUGCAGAUGGAAGAAUCACAGAAGAAGAAGUCGAAGAGAUUAUUAGUAUGAGUGCUUCAGCCAACCAACUUUCCACAAUUCAAAAACAAGCAAAAGAAUACGCCGCCUUAAUCAUGGAAGAACUCGACCCUGGAAAUGCUGGGUACAUCAUGAUACAAAAUCUGGAAACUCUGUUACUACAAGCUCCAAAUCAAUCAGUAAGAGUGAGUGACAGCCGAGUUCUAAGUCAAUUACUAAGCCAAAAACUGAAGCCAACGAACGAAACCAACCCCAUCAUAAGAACAUACGACAAGUUCCUGUACUUUGUAGAAGACAAUUGGCAGAGGAUUUGGGUUUUACUGCUUUGGCUCGGCAUCUGCGCGGGUCUCUUCACUUACAAAUUCAUCCAAUACCGUCACAGAGCAGUGUUCAACGUCAUGGGUUACUGCGUUUCAAUUGCUAAAGGAGGAGCAGAAACUCUAAAAUUCAACAUGGCUCUAAUUUUACUCCCUGUUUGUCGUAACACCAUCACAUGGCUUCGUAACAAAACCAAACUGGGCGUCAUCGUACCUUUCGAUGACAAUCUGAAUUUCCAUAAAGUUAUAGCAGUUGGAAUUUCUGUUGGAGUGGGAUUACACGCAAUCGCUCAUUUGGCUUGCGAUUUCCCUCGGCUUCUUCACGCAACAGAGGAAGAAUAUGAACCACUGAAACGAUUCUUUGGAGAGGAACAGCCUGAUAAUUAUUGGUGGUUUGUUAAAGGAGUGGAAGGUGUUACAGGGAUUAUAAUGGUUGUAUUAAUGGCCAUUGCUUUCACAUUAGCCACUCCAUGGUUUAGAAGAAACAAACUCAAAGUACCCAAACCUUUAAAGAAACUCACCGGCUUUAAUGCCUUUUGGUACUCCCAUCAUCUCUUCGUCGCCGUCUACACCCUCCUCGUUGUCCACGGUAUCUACCUCUACCUAACCAAGGAAUGGUAUAAGAAAACGACGUGGAUGUAUUUGGCGGUACCGGUAUUACUUUACGGGUGUGAGAGAUUGAUAAGAGCAUUCAGAUCAGGGAUCAAACCAGUGAAGAUUCUUAAGGUGGCUGUUUAUCCUGGAAACGUUCUGGCAUUGCACAUGUCUAAGCCACAUGGGUUCAAGUACAAGAGUGGGCAAUACAUGUUUGUUAACUGCAGAGACGUAUCCCCAUUCGAGUGGCAUCCAUUUUCAAUUACUUCAGCUCCCGAAGAUAACUAUUUGAGUGUUCAUAUUCGAACACUUGGUGAUUGGACAAGGAAACUUAAGGAUGUGUUUUCAGAGGUUUGUCAGCCUCCUCAAGCUGGUAAAAGUGGACUUCUUAGAGCUGAAUUUUUGCAAGGAGGAGCUCCUAAUCCCAAGUUUCCAAAAAUUUUGAUCGACGGUCCAUAUGGAGCACCAGCACAAGACUAUAAGAAAUACGACGUAGUAUUACUAGUGGGGUUGGGAAUUGGGGCAACACCGAUGGUGAGUAUAGUAAAAGACAUAAUCGACAACAUAGAGGAGAAAGAAUCAGAAGCAAAUGCAGUAGAAAAUGGGCAAGGGCAUAGCAGUCGAGGAGGUAGCAAGCAUGGAAAAGGAUUCCGAACAAAGAAAGCAUACUUUUACUGGGUGACAAGAGAGCAAGGGUCAUUCGAAUGGUUUAAGGGGAUAAUGAACGAGGUAGCAGAAAUGGACGAGAGAGGGGUAAUCGAGCUACACAACUACUGCACGAGCGUGUACGAAGAAGGUGACGCUAGGUCUGCGUUAAUAACAAUGCUUCAAUCACUACACCAUGCCAAGAAUGGAGUGGAUGUGGUAUCAGGGACCAGAGUAAAGUCACAUUUUGCUAAGCCAAAUUGGAGGCAAGUUUAUAAAAAGAUUACCCUUCAUCAUCCAGAUACAAAAGUUGGUGUGUUUUACUGUGGAACACCCGUACUUACAAAGGAGCUCAGUCAAUUGGCAUCCGAUUUCACUCGUAAAACAUCAACCAAGUUUGAGUUUCACAAAGAGAAUUUCUAAUUGGGGGUAUGAAAUUAGUAUUUGUUAAAAUGCCAUUUAGUUAUUAUUCGGUUAGUGUUUUUAGAAGUGGGAUGGGAAAAGGUCAAUGGUUUUGGUGAUGGUUGACACAUACAGCACUAAUUCUAUAGCCAACCAACCACCAAAUUUCAUGCCCAUUACCGCAGCCGCCGCGUUUUGGUCAUAAUUCUUUUCUUUCUUUCUUUCUUUCUCUUCAUUGUAAUUUGUAUCUUUUAUUUUUGUCAUGUAGAUUCAUAUUUUUUUGCCAACUAUAUAUACAUAAAGCUAAUUACGGUAAACAUGGAUCUGUGUUUUGAUUCA
Molecule: messenger RNA, 3358 nt
Organism: Cucumis melo (muskmelon)
Lineage: Eukaryota; Viridiplantae; Streptophyta; Magnoliopsida; Cucurbitales; Cucurbitaceae
Product: respiratory burst oxidase homolog protein C
Exons: 9
Coding region: 266-3040 (924 amino acids)
Cellular component (GO): plasma membrane
Molecular function (GO): NAD(P)H oxidase H2O2-forming activity; peroxidase activity; calcium ion binding
Source: RefSeq, a predicted model, not a curated record